Penicillium diatomitis is the source of this 1215-nucleotide messenger RNA. Its product is annotated as lactate 2-monooxygenase. The transcript is spliced from 4 exons. Gene Ontology annotation, molecular function: oxidoreductase activity; FMN binding. The record is from RefSeq and is a predicted model, not a curated record. NCBI's taxonomy places the organism in Eukaryota, Fungi, Ascomycota, Eurotiomycetes, Eurotiales, Aspergillaceae. Bases 1 to 1215 code for a protein of 404 amino acids.
AUGCCCGACGAAACGUACGGAAGCUAUCAGAAUGAGAUUUACGGAAAAGGUUCCCUCAUGGGCAUCCUGCCCAGUGUGACCACGGAUCCCCGAUUACUCGAGGGACAGGCGCGCAAGGCUCUUGGCGAGCGAUCGUUCAACUAUGUCGCUGGAGGCGCGGGUGAGAAGGCGACCAUGGAUAGCAAUCGACUGGCCUUUCGACAAUGGAAAUUGUUGCCUCGAAUGCUACGCAGUAUGGACCACCAAGAUGUUUCCGUCAAGCUGUUUGGUCAGACAUACAACAACCCUCUAGUGAUGGCUCCUGUUGGCGUGCAGGGAAUCUUCCACGAAGACAAAGAGACAGGGUUGGCAGAGGUUUGCGAAGAGAUUGGUGUACCUUACAUCAUGAGCACAGCCGCGACUAGCACCAUUGAAGAAGUCGCUGCAGCCAGCAAUAAUGGUCACCGAUGGUAUCAAUUGUAUUGGCCUCAUGACGACGAGAUCACCCUGUCGCUGUUGCAACGGGCCAAAGCGGCCGGCUUCACAGUACUAGUCGUCACACUCGAUACCUGGAGUCUCGGAUGGAGACCUGCAGAUCUCGACAAGGGUUACGUACCUUUCAUCAAGGGAGUCGGAUGCCAAGUUGGCUUUAGCGAUCCCGUCUUCAGGAAGAAAUUCGAAGACAAUCAAGGCUGCAAGAUCGAAGAAGACAUCGUGGGUGCCUCACAGGCUUGGCUCAAUCAGAUCGCGGCAGGAGGCGCGCAUACUUGGGAAGAACUGGCCCUCUUACGCAAGAAUUGGGAUGGGCCGAUCGUGUUGAAGGGGAUUCAACACGUCGAGGAUGCGAAGAAGGCGCUGGAGUACGGCUGCAACGGAAUUGUGGUAUCAAACCAUGGUGGCCGUCAAGUGGAUGGUGCGAUUGGAUCUCUGGAUGUUCUACCAGAGAUUGUUGACGCGGUUGGUGAGCAAAUGACGGUGCUGUUCGAUUCGGGGGUUCGAACGGGUGUAGAUAUCAUCAAAGCACUCGCGUUGGGCGCCAAAGCGGUCCUGGUAGGCCGGCCUGUGAUUUACGGGUUUGGCAUUGGUGGACGUGACGGUGCAAAGCAGGUCCUGAAGGGUCUUCUCGCCGAUCUCUGGCAAAGCAUGGGCCUGGCCGGGAUUCGCACGGUGGCCGACUGCGACCGAACGGUGAUCCGUAGGGUACAACACGGAGGCGAUGUCAAGGCGAUGCUUUAG